CUAAAAUGCGGAGAGUGUUUACGAGACGAGUCCGGUUUGUGCGUAAAGGUGCGCAACGUUGUGCGUAAAAGUGUUCACAAAAGUUCACAUGCGGUCCACAGGAAAAUAGCACGGCCUGAGUUAACCUUUCACAUCGUUUCCAAUGUUUUCGUUCUUGAUUAAAGAUAUAUCGCAAAACACUCUCUGGCCCGCAGCCCUUUAGUCCAUGUUUAGAGAGUACCCCUCCACUCACACACACCCCUCCCAUCAGCUAUCCAAUCCUUACACAGGGACAGCGUUGACGGGGGUCAAGCGGAAAAAUAGCCUCAUAUAUAUACGCCCAAACGGUGAUUUCUUGCUCCGAGUCCUCUCCACUCUGUGAUACACUCCUUGUGUUGUCACCCGAACCGGGAAUUGUCUCUGCGUCUAGUCACAACCAACAGCUAAAAUGGCACCCAAGAAGGACCCUAAGGCUCCCGCCAAGAAGGCAGAACCUGCACCAGCACCUGCACCCGCACCCGAGCCACCCGCUGUACCCGUAGAACCCACUAUCGACCUGGCCGCCGUCAAGAUUGAAUUCAGCGCAGACCAGGUUGACGACUACAGGGAGGCCUUCGGUCUGUUCGACAGGGUUGGUGACAACAAGGUGGCUUACAACCAGAUUGCUGACAUCAUGCGCGCUCUGGGACAAAACCCCACCAACAAAGAGGUGAACAAGCUGCUUGGCAGCCCCUCCGCUGAUGACAUGGCCAGCAAGAGAGUAGAGUUCGAGGGCUUCCUUCCCAUGCUCCAGUACAUCAUCAACAGCCCAAACAAGGCCCAAUUUGAGGACUACGUUGAGGGUCUGCGCGUCUUCGACAAGGAGGGCAACGGCACAGUGAUGGGCGCUGAGCUGCGUAUCGUUCUGUCAACACUGGGAGAGAAGAUGAAUGAGAGUGAGAUUGAUGCUCUCAUGGCCGGACAGGAGGAUGAGAACGGCUGUAUCAACUAUGAGGCCUUUGUCAAGCACAUCAUGUCUGUGUAAGGACCCUGUCACUGCAGUGGCGAGCAUUGUAUAUGUGCAGACCCCAUGGCGUCGCGACAUCCACUCACUGUUUCCUGUAUCACCUGAGGAAGCAGGGGGAACAAAGGACUAUGAGAUGUCAUUUCCUGAACCCUUUUUUUUUGUUUUGUUCGACACUUUUUUUUUCUCUUUUCUUUUCUUUUCUUUUUGUCCAACUGGUGCUUUUUUUCCCCUCCUCCUCCUCUCGCUGUUCAGGAAGCGGUCCUGACCUUCCAUGAGAUAUUUCUAUCAUCACCUUCAGUCAAGUCCAAUCGUCUCUUUGUGUUAUUUUUUUAACAUCACUGGUGUUCAGAGCGGAACAGUGAUGGAGGGGAAGGUAGGAUAAUGAUGACCAUCCCUCCCCUGUCACUUACUUUGUGACUGAUUUGGCCCAGGACUGGCCAUCAAAAAUGUAUCCACUCCUAAACCAACCCAUCCCUAGGUCUUAACUUAUUGUAUCCUCUGCCAUUUCACAAUAAACUUUUAACA
Molecule: messenger RNA, 1510 nt
Organism: Notolabrus celidotus (New Zealand spotty)
Lineage: Eukaryota; Metazoa; Chordata; Actinopteri; Labriformes; Labridae
Gene: myl1
Product: myosin, light chain 1, alkali; skeletal, fast
Exons: 6
Coding region: 428-1003 (191 amino acids)
Cellular component (GO): myosin II complex; contractile muscle fiber
Molecular function (GO): calcium ion binding
Source: RefSeq, a predicted model, not a curated record